Molecule: messenger RNA, 2174 nt
Organism: Moneuplotes crassus
Lineage: Eukaryota; Ciliophora; Spirotrichea; Euplotida; Euplotidae
Source: the annotation of a GenBank genome assembly
CCUCUUCAAAAACAUAUCAGAGUCAAGAAAUCUGAACACAGGAUCUCCUAAAAGAAUGAGCUCAAGGUUACAUAUGUACAUAAAGAAUAAUAACUCUUCUUCUGAAGGAAGCUCAGAUAGUGCUAUUUCUCCCUCUCAGAUGAGGAGAAGACGUUCUACUAGAAGAAACACGAUAUCUAAAAAUUACAACUUGCUGUUGUCACAAAGAUUAGAUUCAGAGGCCCCAAAGCAUCCUCAAAUAGCUCAGAUCAAAGAUUCCUUGCAUAGACCUAUUUAUAAUUUUAAAGGGAAAGUACAAGACUCGCAUGUUCAAAUUCCAAUCUCUGAAAAGAAGCUCUCAAAGUAUCAAAAUAUGAGCAAAAAGGCUGUUCCCAACAUAUCAAAUUUCAACAGAAUAGUCUCAUUUUCUUCGGGAGAAUUCACUCAUGCAUCAUCAAGAAAUUACCAAAAUACAAAUGAGAUUUUGGAUUCUCCCUUACUUGGAAUCAAUGACGAGCCAACUCUCUCAGGAAACUUUUGUCCAAGCAUUCAAGGCGACCUGCUCAAAGAAAUGGUGGAGAAGAAGGAUAUCAAUAAGUAUAUCAGAAGAAAGUCCUGAGAAUGCACCUCCUGUGGAGGGCCGACGCUUAAGAAGAAACUCGGCUUUCAAAUAGUCCUUGAGAAUGAAAACUCCAAUAAAGAACAAGGUUUCAAAAACUUCAUAGGAAAAUUUGAUGAUAAACUCUCAAAAAAUGAUUCCAUUUCAGAAAAUCAUGAAAGCUUGAGCGUAUCGGACCAAUAUAAUAUCAAAGUUGGUAAGAUAUCCAGCAUAUCAUCAUUUGAAAAAAACAAGAGUGAAACCCAAGAUAAAGCCAACCUUCAAAUCUCUCCAGAACCGAACAUUAAGAGCAUGCGAAGACUUUCUGGAGCCGGAAUAAAAUUACUCAAGACAGUAUUUGAGAAAAGUCAACAGAGGGCAAGAGUAGAACGACUCGAAAAAGUUGUUCAGAUAGCUGAGAUGAAAAAUUCCAAACAAUCCAAUAGUAAUACCAGUUACAUCAAAAAGCUAAAGAAUGAAAUAAAGCUUACCAAGAUAGCUGAAAAGAAAGAAGCUACAUGAGCUCGAUCUGAGUCGGAUAACUCACUCCUACUAGAAGAAAUUAACAAUAUCAAGGCAUCUAUGAUGUCAAGACUAAACUCGUUAGAUUUUACAAAUAAACUCACCCAUAAGAGCUUACAGAUCAAUAGAAGAUCAAGUUGGAAUUCUGGUACAAGAAGAAGUCAGAAUUUCAAUAUCCAAAUAAAUUACAACGAAGCGACCACUAAGCUUAAUAAUCGUUUUGAUAAUUUACCUGAAAAAUUGCAAGAGGACAAGGAUAAAAUCUCUCUAAAAUCACAAGAUUCCAUUACAUCAGACGUCAGCAGUAGCACUACUUCUAAAGAAGCAAUAGAAACAAGUCAAAUGACUUCGCCUAAGAGUGGUAAAAAGACAGAGAAAAUUACUCCUAAAUCAGGCUUUCAAAAAUCAAUCGAGAAGCAUCAAAAGAAGGUUAAUUAUGCUAACUCUAAUGUAUUCAAUGCGAAUAAGAAGAAGAGAGAAAUCAAAAGAAUCACGGGCUUGCUUAGUUCAAAACCAAAAUAUCUUACAAGAGUAGACACUAGGAAGGGGGAGAACUAUGGAAUUACUCCUAAAGGCAGCAAGUCACGUAAUGUGAAUUUGCCUAAAAUGAUCAAGACUACAUUUGCUAAGAAGAAUAAGAUUAUAGAAACUGGUGUCAGUCCUAAAUUCAAGGCUUUGAUAUCCUCAAAAAUCAAGAAUAACAGAAAAACAGCUCCAAUGUGACCAAAGAGGAGCACUGGAAGGUUCUAUACAACUAGAAAAUUCAACCCUUAUACAAAAACUGAGAAAAGAAACGAGGCAUUAUCUAGCCGACUCGGAUCGCCGAUAGGUUUCACAACAGAAAUAUCUUCACCAAUGAGUAAGAAGCAAGAUUUGGUCUUAAGGAAGCCAAAGUUCUUAGAUUUUGCCAAGUUCAAGAGGAAGGUUUUUCACAGCCCCAAAAAUAUGAGCGAUUCCUCUAAGGGACUCUCUUCCAACUCUGUCCUUGGAAAGAGCAAGCUUGAACAGAACUAAUUGAUUCACCAGCAGAAGUAUUAAUCAUUGAGUAAAGAGGGGUGGGUUUUCUUUAAGGAAU